AUGUUACCAUCAAAACUUAGAGCAUUGAAUGAUUGUUCCACUGAUGAAAGUAGUGAUAAUGAUGAUGCUCCAGUUAAAAUCACCAAAGAAGCGUUGGUAAGUUAUUUUCCUUUUACCCAUUUACUUAGGUAUAUAGGUAUAUUUUUGAAUAUAUUUUAGGUACCUAUGUAAUUAUUUUUCUGCUGACAUUUAAUACUAAAUUUUUUAUUACUACCACAAUCUUCGACUCCUGUAUUCCUACUUCCUUGAUAUCUUCUUUCACUAUAUCCAACUAUCUCUUUCUAAUUUCACCCUUAAGGUACCAUAUUCAAUAUUCCAACAUUAAUUUUUUAGAUGUUAGGUAUUUCAAAAUAUAGAUAAUUAAUAUAAUAAUAAUAUUUAAAUCAAAAAUGUUUAAUUAAUUAAUCACAUGUUAUUUCAUAGUUAUUUCUCAAUAUAUCAAUUACAAUCGCUGCAUAGCUAUUUCCAAUUACAAUAAAUUUAAAAAUAAUCUAAUACAUUUAUAAUUAAAUUCAAAAUAAUCAAUAUUAUAUAUUAUGUAUAUUAAUAAUUAUAAUAAAGUCGUUAGUCAGUCACAUAUUAUACAAUCAUUUCCCACCAUAUUAUUCAUUUUUGGUUAUCCAAAAAUAUUUCAAUUAAUAAUAUAAAAUUGUAUGGCAGUCUAUACUCUGGUAAGAAUAGCCCAGCUCACAAAAUGCCCUUUAUUAAAUGGUCUUAAGGUGUGAACAUUUGUGGUUGUACAUAUGUUAAUAUUUUUUUAUUCAGAGUUUUACUAUGAUUUACUAACUUAUUUAGUUUUACUAAGUUAAUUUUUUUUUUUCAUAUUUUUGAAGAAGCAAAUAUUUUGAUUGAUACUUUAUUAUAAACAUUUUUCUAAUAAAUCACUUUUUAUGUUUUUUUUUUUAAAACUUUAUAAGAUACAAAAUUGUUGAAGAUGGUAUCUAUUAAGUAGACAGUAAAGUCUUUAUUUUAUUUGUAAUAUUUAUUGAAAUUUCAACAGUUUCAACUCUAGGUCCUUUCUUUGGUUUUUUUUUUUUUUUUGAAAAACAAUUUUAGUUUGUUUGAAAACCACAAAUUAUCUAUAAUUUAAAAAACUAAUAACAAAUGUUGAUAGAUACAUUGUUGAUUAUUUUGUUGAUUUUUGGGUUACUUUAGCUACAAGAAAUGUAUUACUACUUCACUAUUCUACUUUGAAUCAUUUUUUAUUUGCCAUUAUUUAUCAAAUUUGGUAUAUAUUAUCUUCCUUAGUACUACAGUGGUCUACCUGUGAGCAGUAACAACUUGAAAAGUUUCUUUGUUAGUAAAAUUCUUAGUGCUAUAUUAAUGAUAAGAGAAUAGUUCCAUUAGGUACCUGAUUAUUAAUUGUAUAAGUGUUUAUACUAAUAAAAUAAUUUGAACUCAAUAUUAUUUUACAAUAUUAUAUCAAAGUUGGCAGUGAUGCUAUCAUAAACUUGAUUUUAGGCCACUUAUACCUUAAACUGGCUCUGCAUCUGAUAAUUAAGAAUUAACAGUUCUUAAUGAAAUAUUAAUAACUUUGAUUUUUAAAAUUUUGCACCUUAAUAUAUGAAUAAAUUUUAAACAAGCUUGAUACAUAUAUUACUUAUGAUGUUGAAUAAAAUACCAUGUUCUGGAGGUGAUAAUCUCUAAAACUAUACUUAUAAUAAUUUGAUUCAUUCCUUUUUAUGUUUAAUAGAAUAUUGGGAUUUGGGUAGAUAUUUAAUUGAGUUACUUAACUUGUAAAUAUGUAAGCAAUAUUAAAUUUAAAAAUUUAUAUUUUUUUUACUUAACUACUAAUGAUUUAUAAGUUUAAAUUUGAUUGUAGUUUAAUAAAUCAUUUAUUUCAGGAAACAAAAGCAGAACUACAAUAUAGUCAAGCUCUACAAUAUUUAGCUAGAGAUCAAUUAAAUGAAGCAGAGGAACAAUUGUCUGAACUUUUACAGAGUGAAAUCAUUUGUUCUGUAAGUACUAGAAAUAUAAACUAAAGCACACAUUACAUUUUAUUUUUUGGAUUUAUAAUAAUAAGUUUUUAUACAAUUAUUAUUUUAGAUUAAUACUACAUUAGCAGAAAAAAAUAAAUCUGAAUCCUUAUUAGCUCAUUUGAAAUAUUGUUGCCUUACUAAUUUAGGUAACCUUCUAUUUAAAAAAUCUAACUACAGUGAAGCCUUAAUGCAUUAUCAAGAGGUAAAUUUAUCAACUAUUUAACUACCUAUGAAAACAGUAAUUAAAUCUAAUUAUUUUUAGGCUUUAAAAAUGGAUAGUACAGAUUUAAAUUUGUGGUAUCGACUAGGACUAACUCAUACCAAAUUAUAUCAAACUGAUCAAGCAAUAUCAGCAUUUUUAGAGGUGAUUAAUUAUAUUUAUUAAUGGAAAUAAUGUUAAAACUAACCUAAUAUUAAUUUUAUUAUCCAUUUUAUUGCGCAUUGAUCCUUAUUUUCAUCCGAUACUUCCAUUGUUCUCUAUAAUUUCUGAUACCCGUAUAGCUUAUUUACACUAGUGAGCCAUUAUUUUUCUUUAAUCUGUAUUUAUCGCCUUGAAUUAAUAUCUAAAAUAUCUCCAAAAAUAUGGGUUUUGAAAAAUACCUAAUAUCUGUAGUAUUCACUGCUAUAUUUACUACUACUUAUUUGUUGGCUUGUUUGUAUACUCUUUAGCAAAAACAAAUGAUAAUUAUCCUUGUAAUUUAUACAUUUUUAUGCUCUAUAAAUCAAACUGAAUUCUAUAAUAAUUAAUUUUUUUCAUAUUCCAAAAAAUUAUUUACAUUAAUUAUUGUAUACAUUAUUUAAAAAACAAAUUUUUGUUUUAAUGAAUAGUUAUUAUAUGAUUUCAAAAUUUAAAUUUAAGUAUAUGAAUUAUACACAUUUGAAAAAUGUGUAUUGUAUAUUUACUUAUAUUUAAGUAUUCAACUAAUAAAUACACAUUUAAAUAAAUAAAUUUUAAUAUUAAUUGUUAUAUAAUUACUUUUUAUUUUUCAGGGUAUUAAAUGUAAUCCUAAUCAUUGGCCUACUCUGGAUAAAUUGAUUACUUUAUUAUAUGCAAGCAAUGAAUAUGUCUGUUGUUUAUAUUAUAUAAACAUUUCACUUAAUUUAGAUUCUGGCUAUAUUAAAGGGCAUUUUAUCAAAGAAAACAUUUUUAAACAAUUUCCAUCAUUAAUAUCCUAUUUUAAAAGUUAUUGCUCAGAAGGGUAAACAAUAUAAUUAUUAUACAAUGUAUAUCAAAACUAAUUGAAGACUCAAUAUCCUUGGAGUAGAGAUAGUAGAGUACAGAACCAUGCAAUUUACAUUUUAUUUUUAUAGUUAGCAAUACAUAGUUAUAUUUAGUAAUACAUAUUUUAAUGCACUCAGAAUUUUUUACUGUUGAUUGAAUAUGGGUAUAUGUGAUACAAUUUAUUUCUUAAAUAUCAACCCUAUUUUUUUUACUAUUUAGUUAUUUUUUUAUGAAUUUUAUGAUUAAAACACUUUUCUAAGUACAAAAUUAGCUGAGAUAUGGCAAUUAAAAUGUAUUUGAUAUAGAUUUUAGAGAUUUUAGGAGAUUGUUAAUUUAAUCUCAAUGCCAGUAAGUUUUAAAUGCUUUAUGAAGUAUGAUAAAUGGUAGAGAAUAAUGAAACCUAAGUUGUUUAUGUUAAGUAAGUAUUAAGAAAAUAAUUAUUAAAUAGGCUCAAAGAACAUAAUGAUUUAGUUUAAUUAAUUAAAUUUAUUUUAAUUGUCUAUCUCACGCAAUUUUUUUUUAGAUAAGUUGUUUGACCAAUUAAAUUCAUACAAAUAUUAUGAAAAAAAAAAUAGUAAUUAAAAAAGGGGUUAUAAAAAGUUAUAUCAUGAAUAUUUGAUAAAAUGUUUGCCUGAAAAUGUGUAUUACCUAAGAAGGUAUAAUAACUAACUAAAAAACAAUUCAAAUUGCAAAGGUCUGUGCAAGGAUAGUGAGUGUUUUUAAUUAGUGUUUAAAUAGUCUGACACGAGAAAAAUUCCAGUGUGUAAAAACAUGAUUUUUCAUGAGAUAAAAAAUGUUUUUAAAAAAAACCUUAUUGCUUAUGAUCUUUAUCUUGAUCAAUUUUUGAAUUGUAAAAUUACACUAAUGUUGUUUUGAAAAAAAAAUUCAAUAUUUGUCCAAUUAUUGCAUAAAAUGUAAUUUGUUUACUACAUCGGAGGUUUUAUUAUUUUAUGUUUUUUAUCAAACUUACAUUGGAGGUUUUUUGAAUAAUAGUUAGUGCCACAUUUGAGGAUGAAUUUAAAAUGAUUUUUUUAAAAAUUAUAAUUGUAUAACAUCUUUAACAUAAUAAAACAAACAUCUUUAAACUUUAUAUUUAUAAAAUUUAAACAGUGUAUUUAUUUUUUAUGUUAUUUUUAAUAUAAUAUUAUUAAUUAUUGUUAAUAUAAUCAUUUAUAAACUUGGUGAAAUCUCCCAUGUGCAUAUUUCAUAAACAACACUACACAUAUUUUGUUUGCCAAUAUCUUCAAUGUAAUUUUAACCAAAUAUGUAAUCAAAUAGGAGGUAUUUCAUAAACGAUUUGUGGUAGGUAAUACAUAAAAAGAUUUAUUUAUUAUUUUUAUUAAUUCUUCAAUGAAGAUAACAAAUAUCAGAUUUUAUCAUAAUGAUGACCUAUUUUUUCUGAAUCCAGAAAUACCAAAAACCUCAAAAAUCAAAAAUUUUGCCCAUUGGAGGUUUUUUCGUGUUAACAACAUAUAUUUUUAUAAAUUAUUUUGAAUAAUACACAGUUAAACUAAAUUUGCAUGUAUUGCAUUACACUUGCAGUGGUUUAGACAUUGAAUGCACUGAAAUGAUAAAUAAUGAUGUACAACAGAAAAUAUUGAAUGAAAUUGAAAGUAUUAAGAAAAAUGAUCCAAUGUUACAAAAAUAUAAAGCUAUCAAGAAGUCAUGUAAAUCAGUAUUAUAUGCAAACCCCUUAGAGUUCAAGAGUUGGGGUCAUUUGGGAAAAUGGUUAUUGAAUAUUUACGAUAAUUUGUUUGAAAAUUUUGAACACUCGGUAAUUAUAAAUUGUGUAACCUGUAAGAUCCCAUUUUGAUAGAUGACAUAAAAUUACUUUACUAGUAAAAAAAAAAAAAAAAAGAGUAGUAAUAUCUAUAAAAACCAAUCAAAAUCUUAAAAUGUAUUAUAAAUUUACAACUAUUAAUAUGUUUUGUUAUGCAUUUACAAUAUAUUGUGCCUCUACAUGAUUAUUAGGGUUUGGGAUUUAUUGCACUUAAAAUAGUUAUACUUCAAAUACUAUGUUACACAACAAGUGGUUAUUACACACACACAUGUGUUAUAAUUAUUUCACUUGUUCACCAGAAAUUUUGAUAUCAUUUUUAAGUUUACCAUCUUUUCUUAACAUAAAUUUUAUCUAUGUAUGCAUUGAGUAAUCUAAUUAGUUGGGAAAGACACAGUGAAAUUUAAAGCAAUAGCAGUUUCAUUAAUAAUUUUUUUUUAUAAUCCAGUUGAAAAUAUUUGUUUGGAUCAACAAUUUGUAUAAAAUACAUAUAUUAGCUUAUUUUAGGCAUAUGGAAAAUAUCAAAACAUUCUGAAAAUGUUGAGCUAUGUAUUUAAAUUCAUUUAAAAUUAAACAUUUUAAAACAAGCUCAUAUAAAACAGAGUAAAUAAAGUAGAUCUGUUGUCUUGACCUUUAGAUUUCUUGAUCAGUGGAAUGGGCAAUAUUAUUUAUAAUAAUUAUCUUAUUCUUUUUAUUAUCUUCUAUAUUUUAUCUUUUAAUAUCUUUAUAUUUAUUAUCUUAUUUGGAACAAAUUGUAACAAACAUUAUUUGCAUAUAUUUAAGUUGAUAUAUAUUUUAAAUUAUGAAAAAAUAUUAUAUUAGAACAAUAUUUUAAAAAUACAAUUUUCUUCAAAACAAAACAAAAUAAUUUGGUUUUUCAUGAAAUAUUUACAAAAAUGGAAAACAAGUUUAUUAAUCUGCUCAAAUUUCAAAUUUUUAUUAGGUUAACCUUGCCCAACUAAACAAAAAUUAUUCAUGGUUAAAUUAUAUAUACUUUGUAUAUAUUUUAUGUAAAUUAAUUAAGGGGAUUUUAUCUGAAAAAUAAGGUCCAAAAAUUAAUGACACUAUUUUAUAGGGAUUUUAUAUUAUUUUUUAAAUUAAUUAUAAAAUAAAAUAAAAUAUAUACAUAAUUCAGAUUUUGAAUGAAAGUAAAAAUAUUUUUAAUUUUUUUGUUACUAUUAGUUAAUUUUUAUUAAAUAAAAAAAAUCAAUGUAAUAUAUUACUCUUUAGGCUAGUUAUAUUUGUAAUUUAAAUUAGAAACAAGAAGUAAUACAAAUAUGUUAAUUUCUUUAUAAAUUAAUUUUUUUACUUACAAUUUUUAUUGGUUAAAUUAUUAAGUUAGGAUAAUUAGCUAUUCAAGAAAAAGAGUAUUUUAAAACUUUUUAUGAAAAAUUAAAAUGUAUAAUCUAAAAUAAAAACAAAUUGUAUGUUAAUCUUAACUAAUAAUUUGUAUAGUUUACUUUUAAAUAUAUUACUCCACUAUUAUUUUUCAGCUUCUUUAUGAACCUAUAGAAUUUAAUUUUAACCCAUCAAAACUGGACACAACAGAUGUCUACAUUCUCGUUGAUGAAAAAUACAAUGAAAAGGAUUCUGAAAAGCCUUUAUUUAAACUUGAUGGUAAAUAUUCUUAAAAAUAAAUUUUUGUAUAACUUUCAAAAUAAUCUAUAUUUAAUAGUUUCUACGAGACGAAGAAAAAGUUCUCCAUCACUUGCUGAUCAUUUGAAAUUAAGUCGAAGAUCAGCUCGAAAUAAAGCAAGUUCUAAAGUUAAUGAAUCAACAUUAGUAAAAUCAGUAUGGGAUAUCAUGCCUCAACAUUUAUUGUACAGUUUUAUUUAUAUAUAUUUAUUUAAUUUUUUCAUAAUUGUAUUGACAAUAAAAUAAAUAUAAUAUAUAUACAGAAUGAUUUAUUAAGUAUGUUAACCUUAUUUUUUUGGUUAAAUUUUGUAUAUAUUCAAAUUCUGAUUUUUGGAAUUUUUAUUUUUAAGUGUAGUUUAAGAUAUUUUCAAAUGCUUACUUAAAUUUUUCAUAACAUUUAAGUAGAAUCCUGUGGUGAUAUCAAUUUUGGUUUUUCAAAUGAAAACUAAAAUUUAAAGUUUCAUUAAUAGAUAGAAUAUUAGUUUAAAUAAAUUUAGGUGUUGACAUUUUUGAUUUCUGUCAUCCCUUUGACCAGAUAUACUUUUAAGUUUAGGUAGGGGGAGAGUAAUGAAGCACUAAUAAAAUAGCACACAAAUGAUACUCCACUAUUCUCCUCCUAAAUUUAAAAGUGGAAUUUCUCAUUAACAGAUUGAUGGAAAUUAAAAAUGUCAGCACUCAAAUUUAUUUAAAGUAAUACUACAUUUAUUUAUGUAUUUUUUAAUAUACAUUCUCAUAAACACCAAAAUUGGUAACAGGAUAUUAGUAAAAUGCUGUGAAAAAUGUAUGUACUCAAAAAUAUCUGCUUUAUCUAUAAUUAAAAAUUUCAAAAAUCAGAACUUGAAUAUAUGUAGAAUUUAAGCUAAAAAUGAGAUGAUUAUGCUUUGUGAAUCACUGUGUAUAUGGAAUAUAUGUAUAAAAAAAAUCAAAACUCAGUAUAAACUAAAGUGUUUAUUUUUUUUAUACUUUAUACUUGUUUUCGUAUUUAUUAUAUCGUCAUAUUUUUAAGUAUUAAUUUUGAAAAUCUCGAGGUUUUUUUUUUUAUUGUAUUGAAUUGCAUAUUCUAUUUACUCUGAUUUAAGGCUAAAUACAGAUGGUAAUGAUAAAUUUAAUAUCAAUUCUAUCAAAUGGUCAGAUGAAUCUAUGGAUACAAUGGAUCUGUAUAGGUUAUAUGAAUUUUCAGACUUAUUGAGUGAUGCACAUACUGAAAAUUUACUAAAAAAUAAUAUUAAUGAUGAAGAUCGAAUUAAGUAUGCAUAAUAAAUAAAUACUUCAUCAUAUGUAUUCAAAUUAAUUAAUUUUAUAAAUUGUUAACAGACAAAUGAAGGAUGACAAUUAUUUUGGGUCAGAUAUUGAAAUAAACCAUUUAAGUAAUUUCAUUAAAGAAAAUGACAAGAAAUCAAUUUCUAAUUUACUGGAAAUUUUUUUAAUUAUAAUUGCAAACAAAUGGCCUAAUGUUUGGCCUUCUAAUAUGGUGCAAAUAUAUAUUGAUAUUUUUAAAAGAGUAUGGUACGUAACUUAUAGUUAAUACACAUAUUAUGUAUUUUAAUUUAUAAUAUAUAUUUAUUUAGGAUUCAUACAGAAAAACAAAAUUUAUCUUAUAUUCCUGACUCAAAUUGUGAUACUUUAAAUGAUGAGCAAUGCACAACAAUAAAAAAUGAAAUUAUAUCCAUUCUCACUUAUGGUGAAUUACUAUGUGAUCUUUAUUUUCAAUUGAAAACUAACCAAAAGCCAUUAGAAGGAAGGUAAACACUUAUUUGUAUGGUAAAUAUGUAACUUAUUGUUAAAUAUUCUAAUCUGACUUUAUUUUAUAGUAUUAUUGGAGGAGAUUUUUGUUCUCUGUGGAUUGGUAGCAUUACUGAUGCACUCUCUUCAUUAGAUUUCAAGGAUGAUUACGUAGCAAUUAAUAUUCGGUUUCUUUGGUUAAAAGCAAUAUUUCAUGUGCAAGAUAAAGAAACUGGACUAACAUGUGAUGUGCUAGAUAUGGUAAUCUAAGUUUUUAUUUUUAUAAUAAGUACUUUAAAUUAUAAUAUACUUUUAGUUCAAUCUUCCAUAAUGAAUAGCAUUUUAUAGAUAACUAAUUAAUAAUCAGAACAUAACAAGGUUGAUUAUCUAGAAUAAUUGAGAAAUUGUUUUUUUUUUUUAAAUUAUUAAUUUUAAAUUCAUUAAAUUAUUAAUUUUAAAUUCAUUAAAUUAUCAAAUUAAAUUACCCUAUAGUAUUCUUCAUAAAUAAAGAAUUUUAAAUUAACUUCUCUGUUUAAAUAAACAUAGAAGGUGGUUCAUUUAAGGUACACUAGUAAAAAAAAACUAGUUUUAAAGUAAAAUAAUUAAAUGUGCAUUAUAUUUUUUAGUUGUUGAAUUUUAUUGGCAGUCUGGAUGAUUAUGAAAUUAUUUUACCAAAUUUAGAAUAUUUUUACCGAAUAAAUAAAAGAAUAGUAGAAAAACUUAUCUUCACACUUAAAAGGUUUAUAUAUUUUUAAGGCACUUAUAUAUUUUAUUAUAUAUAUAUUUACAUAAUUUUAUAUUUUUAGAAAUAAUUUAUUAAGCACUGUCAAAAAUCUGUAUGAGUCUAAAGAAUAUUUAAAUGUUGUCAAUAUUUUAAAAGAAACCUUGAAACCUCAGAGUCGUAAUUUUAUAGAAAUACCUAGUUAUCAAACUAUGUCACGAUAUAACCAAUAUAUAUUCAUGUUAAAUUCAUUUUUGGAGUUAGAAAAUUAUCAGGUAUGCAUAUUAUUCUUAUUUUAAGUCAUGAGUUUAUAAUGUAUAAUGUUUAAAGGAAUUAUUUAAAUGGUGUGAGCCAUGUUUGUAUGAAGCUAUUUUGCAACAUCGUAAAAGUCUAAUAGAGGACUCUGAUGUAAAUCAGAAAGCUAAUCAAGCUGAUUUUAUUAACAAUAUAUUUUAUGCUAUGUUAAAAUCUAUUAAAAUAGAAGGAUUAAAAAUUUGUAAGUAAUAAUUAUAAUAAUAAUUUUAUAUUAAAAAAAUUUAAAUAUAUUUCUUAUGGUUAAUUACUUUUUUAUUUUUAGUUGAUUAUUUAUGUCAAGGCUAUAAAUCCAGACUUAUACAAUCAGUAAUAAAUCUACUGUCAUAUCUAAUAGAAACUCCAGAUGGCAAUCCAGAAAUUGAUGCUGUAUCUCCAUGGUUAUUAAUUUAUAAUUUGUUAAAAUAGUAAGUUCUGUAUGCUUAUAUUAUAUAUAUACAUUAAUAAUAACACUUGGGAUUAAUUAAAAUAUGUACUUUUUCGGUUUCAAACAAAUUAUUACAUUUUAGAACUGUUCAUCAUAUAUAUUAUAAAAAGAAAAUUUUUAUAUUUUAAGUGUGUUACUGAAAAUUGAUCUCUUGUAAAUUAUAGUUAUUAAUGUUAAAAUUACUGAAUUUUAACAUUUCCUAAAUAGAGUAAAUACUUAGUGACUAGUGAUAACAUUUUUAACUGAGUGAAAUAGGCACAUGCACACUAGGUAGUCUACACAGUUUUAUUUUGCAUAUCAUCUUUAAUUAAAUAUUAUGGAAUUUAGCGAUUGAUUAAAUAUUGAAGAAGAAAAUUUAACAAUAUUUUAUAGUGGUACAAAAUCUAAUAAACAAGAGAAAGGAGUAGAUUUCCUGACUGUCCUAAAAUUCUACCAUGUACCAUGAAAAGCUGUAAUAUUUACAAUAAAUUAAAUUGUCCUCAAAUUUGAUUUUAAAACUAUUUUUUUUUAACACAAAGUACAACUUAUAAUGAACCUGAAAAAUAAAAUUUUCAAGCAUUUUUGAUAAGUUUAAUAUUUUAUCUACAGACUACCUAUCAAAUAAAAAUUACGUAAACAAAAACUCACAAAAUUAAAAUGUGUAUAAAUAGCUCAAAAAUUGGUGAAAUAUUCUAAAAGUUUUACCACAGCUAAAAAAAGUAAAUAUAAGUUCUCUGUCAACAUUUAAAAUCAACAAAUAUUUUAAGCUAAAUUAAAAAAACAAAAUUAAAAUUAAUAAAAUAAAAAUUUUUGUAAAUUUUCCUGUUCUUUCUAGUAUUUUUCACUUUUACUCGGUUAUUAAAAAAUCUACAAAGAUAAUCAAAAACAAUGUUUUUUGGUCACCAACUAGAUUAGAAAUUCUACAAAACUCAUCUUUUGGUUUUGUUUUUUUUUUUUAUUGGAGCAAUAUUUCUAGUAGAAAACAUUGUGUAAAAAUAAUAAAAACACCGAAGUAGUUUUUAUAAUAAUUGGGAAAACCCAGAAAAAGAAUUCAUGAUAGUUGAAUAAUUUAAAAUGUGUACACUUUGUGUUUUCUACCAAAAAUAUUACUCCAAUAGAAAAACAACUAGAGACCAUUAUUUUGUAUUUUUAAUCUAGUUUUCGACUACUAAUGGUGCUCUGUAAAUAUUUGCCACUUUAUCAAUAAUUUUCCUUCAAGGUUUUCACAAUUAUUAUGAAAACCAAUUAGAAAAUUAAAAAAAUUAUCUCCCUAUGCACCAACUAAAUCCAAAGUGUAAAAAAAAAAGGUCUAGAUAAGAGUAAAAUUUCUGGUAGAUAAAUGAUUCGCAAAUAGAAAAAAAAAAAUUGCAUACCUACAUUAUAGUAAAAACCUAUACAUUGGUAUACUCUAAAUCCAAAAAAUCAUAUAGGCUGAAAAUUAACUUAUAUUACUGAUUAAGAUUAAAUUUGCCUAAAAUUAAACUUAAUAUUAAUUUUAGAUUUGCAUAUAUUAUUUAGAUUUAAAAUAUAUCAAUUAUAAUUUCUGAAAUACUAUUAUAAAUAAGCAUGUAUUAAUUUCUUAAUAUUUUUCAAAAAAGUUAAAUAUUUUAGAAUAUAUUUUUUUUUUCUGUUUAACUGAGGGAUUAUUAAUAUCUAGUAUUCUGACUGUUGUAAAACUUUUUCUUUGAGGUGUUAAUUUUAAUAUUCUGUUAUAUUUUUAGUGAAGAAUCUAAAACUGAGGAACCAUCAUUCUCUUCUCAAACUUCUAACAUACCUCAAUCAUUAGCAUUAUUAUUUCUUGGACAUGAAUAUUUAGGAAAGUAAGCUUUUCAUUUUGUUUUUUUUGUAUAAUAAAAUUAAUAAAAUUAUUGAUAUCAAUAUAAAACCUUUUUUAGGAGAUCAUGGUGUUGUUUUGAAGAUGGAAUAUUACUAUUUUUAACAUUAUCUGAAAUAGAACCCUUUAUCGAUUUGGAUUUUUAUACUAUAUCACUUGUACAGCAAGUUGAUCAAAUAUUUUAUUGUUUAUAUACCCAUCUAAUCAAACGAAAUAAACCACGUAAUGUUCAGGUAAUACAAGUGGUAUUCAAAAUAGAACAAACAAUACAAACUAUUUUAUCUUUGUAGUGUUAUAUAUUUAUAUUUAUUGUAAUAUUGUUAUUUAUCUAGGAUCAUCAUUCAAUGGGAUUAGCACUAACAUGGCCUCGAGCAAGACAAUUAGUUUAUUUUUAUCAACCACAAGAAUUACCUAGUUAUGAUGGACUAACAAAAACUUACACCAUAAAUUCUGAUAUAGAAGCCAUGCUUAAAAAAAUUAUACCUCUUAUACCUAGUGAAAUUCAUCCUGGUAAAAUAAUUGAAAUCGGUAUUGGAAUGAAAUAUUAUUAGAUUUAUAUUAAAUAUUUUAGGACGACUAACAGAAAAUUUGAUGAAAUAUAUAAAAGGUGAAACUGACCAACUUCCUGUUAAUGAUAACCCAUUGCCCAAUGAUGUAAAAAAUAUGUUUUAUUUAAUAGCUGAUUAUAAUUUCAAAAAUAAAACUUGGGUAAUUAUAAUUUAAACCUAUCAAUGAAAUAAUGUUUUAUACAUAUUUUAAACUUAUUUUAGAAUAAAGCUAUUACAUUUUAUAUACUGGAUCUUUGCAAUAAUUCAGAUCGAUUUGAUUCUUGGGCAGCUAUGGCAUUAGCUAGAGGAAGUCAAAUAGAAAUGAAGUUAAAUUCAGUGAGUCAAAAUAAAUAGUUUAUUUUUUUUAAAGAAUAUUUAAAUUUAUAACAGUUUUGCUAAAAUUAAUACAUUUUAAAUUAAAGGUUUUUACAUUUUUAUUUAAAUAAAAUCAUUGUGUUUCUGCCUGUCUCCCAUGUUAUAUAGCUGGGGUGGCCAGUGAGAAGAGACUCACAAGCCACCCAAUGUUUAAUAAAUAUGGAAGAGAAGAAAUGAAAAAAAUGGUCAUAUUAAUAUACAGUAACAGUAGAAGCCGCUUAUUAGGAACAAAGAUAAUUAAUAUACUCAUGCAAUUGAAACAAUUGUAUAUUAAAACCAAUUGUUUAUUAGAAACAAUUGGUUAAUUUACAUGUUUCACCUUGGUCCCAAAGUAUUUCUAAUAAGUAGCUUCUAUUGUAUUUAUAUGUAUAUGUAUAUAUGAUUAUCGUAAAUAAUCUAAAAUAUCAAAAUAUGUAAUAAAAUGUGUAGAAUUUUGGGAACAACAUAUUCUUGCGAGUCUAUACUCGACAAUGCAAAUAAUAAAAUCUAAACAUUGUUCAAUUUUAAUGGAUGAUCAUUUAACGAAAUUAUUAAGGACUGUUCUAAAAAUAUAUAAUCAUGACUACAAAAAAGACAUAAAAAAAAAAAUGAACAUGCACCAAAUAAGAUAUUAAUUAAUAAUUAAAAUAUGUUAAAGUUAAAAAUAAAAAUAAAUGCAUAUUCAAAUAUUAUAUCACACUAUAAUUUUUUUUGUAUAUUUUUCCUAUAAAUUGUAAUUAUACUUCUUCAAAUACAUAAAUUCAUAAAAUCAUAUUUAAAAUAUUGUUUUUUUUUUGUAAAAAUGUUUUGUGUCUUAUCUUAGGAUAAGAUUUGAGCCUAUGAGCCUACGAAUCUAUGACGAGUCUGUUGUUAUAUUAUUAAUAGAAGACAAACAAUAAAAAUAAAUAUUAGUGAUGAGGUCACUCAUUAUAAUAAAAAUUUCAAUUUGUAAAAUCGGUUUAUGGCAUAAAUCAUGUUUUUUUGUUAAAUUGUUUUUAGCUUUAGCUACCUCUACAUACUUUUAAUAACACUAGGUGGAUAAAAUUUUGUAUAUCUAUAGGGAUGUUGAUACUAAUAUUUCACCAUUUGCUUGGUAGUAGUACAGUAUUAUAAAAUUGUUAAUCAUUAUUCAUUAAAAACAUCUCUGUAAUAAAAAAUAAUGGGGCAAAUGUCACUAGUGUGUAUAAGUGUUGAAGUUGAAGAAAUAUGAAAUAAUUAAACUCAAUUCUGAUUUUUAUUCAGUCAACUCUAAUAUUUUAUACAAGUCCAAAUAAAAUAAAACACAAACAAAUAUUACAAGUCAAAAUAUUAAAUACAUAAAAAUAAAUAACAAUUAUAAUAUAGUCUCAUAACUAAAUUUGUAUACAGAGUUAUGCAAGGUAAUUGUUUAUGGUUUUUAUGUUGAUUCAAAUAGUGUUUUAUAUGCUUGCGCCUUGUCCCUACAACCUGUUGUCCAUAGUUCCAUUGUUAUCUAUAGUUUUAAUGAUACCUUGGUGAUCUGUCAUGCAAUUUUGAAUUAAAUUUAGGGAACUACUUUUGCAUACAAGAGCUAACUGGUGUAAAUACUAGGAAUACUAUGUAUAUUAACUGAAUAUACUCUUUUGCUAGAACCCAUUAUGAUACAUAGUAUGAUUUAAUGUAUAGAGUUAUUUAGGAUGAGGACAAACAGCAGUAUAUUCUCUAAUAUAGAUUAGAGAAUAGGUGUUCUACUAAAAGGCAGGUAGUCCUAAUAAUUUGCUACAUAAUAAUUUUACAUUUAUUUAUUCAUGAAUAAAGAAAGAAAAUUAAUCAAAAUAUAUUUUAUUUUAGUGUGAAUCAAUAAAAAAUGAAGGAGACAUAAUAAGAAGAGCUCAUAUGACUAGUCGGUGUUAUAAGCACUCUCUAAAAAUUAAUCCUGAAAAUACUACUUUGCUCAUUGAAUAUGGAACAUUCACCUAUAGCAUCCAUUCUUUUUGUUCACGAUUAUUAAAACAGGUGUGUAUUGAUAGUAACAAUUUAUAAUAGUUUUUAUUUUACUGAUCAACCCCAAAUAGUUAAAAAGUUUGGCUGAAUGUGAGGGAAACAAAUUUGUAAUGUACAUGUUUUUUUUUUGUAGUAUAGGGAGUACCCAAAUACACAUUUUCAGACAAAUUUCAAAUUUUUGACCCUUGUGGUAUGUGCAUGCGCAAUACAAUUUAUUUUUUUUUAAAUGGCAUCAUAAUUUUUCUACAAAUUCAGAUAUAAUAUUUUAUUUAAAACCAUUUUUAUAUACAUUUUUUUUUUUUUAAUUACAAAAUUUGGUAAAGUUAUAGUAUGUUCAAAUAUAAUAUUUACGAAUAAUCUGUUAAUGAUGACAUUUUAACUUUGUUCAACUUAUACUUGAAAAUCGAAAUGAUAUCUUCGAUAUUUUGAAACACCUAUUUGUGGAUAGAUAUAGGACACAAACACUUUUUUGUUUUCGUAAUUUACUCUUAUUUUUUUCAUUUAUUCUUCCAAACUUAAAUUUGAAACACAUGUUUUGCAUUUUUUCCCCUCUUAUUUAAACAAGGAAAAAACAAAUGCAUUUUGAGCAUACCUAUAGAUACCCCAGAAAUCUUGCUCCAAUUUUUACGUGUAGCACUUUCUGAAGGAAAUCAGACUGGAAAGGUACUUUUGGGAGGUCAAUUUUUUAUUAUUUAUUCUUCCUCAAUUUUGUUAUAUAUUGUUUAGCAAUGGUUUAUCCUUGGUGGCUUAGUUACAAGUAUCAAUUAAAUAACUUUAUGUAUUCCACAUUCCCUACUACCAUCCUACAAUAGUGACCUUACUUGUCCUUAGUAUUAAGUUCUUUAUAGUCUAUUUUUUAUAUUGAUAUGAUUAUAUAUUGUAUUUUAAAAUAGCGAAAUUCCAUUUUGACAGCAGAUAAAGAUAGAAAGACAAAUAAAUGAUAUUUGUUUACCAAUUUUGAUAGGUAUAAUACUAAUAUCUGAUUUACUGGUUAUGAGUUAUAAUAAUUAAAAGUGUGAACUGGAGUAGUAGGUUAUAAAUUGAUGAUCCAAAAAUGAAUGUGAAUUUUUUUACUUUUUCCUACAAGAAUAAUAAUGAUAAGUAGAUCACCUGUAUAAUUUUAACUUAAUAUAAUUAUUUACUUUGUCCCUAAAAAAAAUAUGAAUUAUAAAUUAUUAAUGUUAUUAACUUUUUAUUUGGAUUAAUUUAAUUUUUGUAUGUUUAGGAAACUUCUAAUAUGAGCUUACAAAUGUUUGGAGAGCUUGAAGAAGAAAAAGAAAAAAUGAUUAAAAUUGCUAGAAAAUGUUUUGAAGCUGCUAAUCAUGUACAUUAUUAUAAUUGAUGAAUAAUAUUUAUGUACUAUUAUAAAAUGAAAACUAUGUUAUUAUUUAUUAUCAGGUUUGGGACUCCAUUAAUUGUGAUGACUAUGAAGAACGUUCAAGUUGGAUGCAAGAUGAACGGUGGGUGCAUCAUUAUAUACUCGGAAAAAUUUGUGAAAAAAAUGAUGACAACUCUGGCCUAUUUAUGGAUCAUUAUUUAAAAGCUGCUCAAUGUUUAGAUUCUUAUGGAGCUAAAUUUCCAGAACAGUUUAUAUAUACACAACCAGAACAUUAUGCAAUUGAAAUGCUUGAGGUUUGAAAAUAAUAAAUAACAAUAUUAUUAAUAUGAAUAAAAAUUAUUCAAUUAGUAUUAAAGAUCCAGAUAUUUAAGUACCUAUUUAAAUAGCUUAUCAGCCAUUAUGGUUUUCUUUUAAAUACAUUUUAUUAAUGAAUAACUUUCAUUUCAGAUUUAUUAUAGAAUCCAUGCUGGAGCAUUGAAGCUAUUAGAAAAGUUUGAUAACCACUCAUCUAACGAAGAAAUAUACUUAAAAAUUAAACAAACACUGGAUCAAAUAUCUAAUAUGUCUCCCAUAGUUGAUAAAAAUAAGUAGGUAACAUAUUAUAAUAAUAAAUUGUAUUAAUUUAUAAAUCUUGUUUGUUGAAUAUUAAUAGAAUAACAAGUAACACUCCCAGCUUGGAUGUAAAUUAUUUGGAUAAAGUUAAAAAGGUAUGUAUACAACAAUGAAAAAUCAUUUGGUUCUUAUUAUUGAAAUAAUAAUUGGCUUAUGACCUUUUUGUUCAUAAUAUGGGCAUUCUUUAGUUUUUUAUUUUUAUUAAAAAUAUUAACUUAAAUAUAUAAAAUUUAAGUAAGAAACUAAUAAUAUUUGAUUCAGUUGUCUAAAAUAUUUAUUUACUAUUACAGGAGGAUAUAGACUUAGUGGUAAACCAAACUUUAUGUGAGGUCAUUAAUGAUGCAAUGAAGUAUGAUAAAGAAGUAGAUAAUUUUAAACUUGACUCAAAUAGAAAACGGCCAUGUUUUGAUAAUGUUAACAUCACAAAUAAUGAAAGCAGAUUUAUUCAGACUAAGGUAAUAUAUUGUGUAUAAAUAAUAACAAACUUUUAUAGUGCAUGCAAACAUCUCUACAUUUAAUCAAAAACUUAUUUAAAAAUAUAUUCUAAGGAUUUAUCAGUAAAGAAAAUAAAAUUGACAAAUAAUUCCACUAUUCAAGAUUUAAAUAACAGUAAGUUUAUGUUAUUUAUAUUAAUUGUUUCCAAAUCAUAAAUUGAAAUAUUUUUUUAGUGCAAUGGUCAUUAAUUCAAAGAUGCUUAGCUGGUUUGGAAGAUUGUAUUAAACGAUUUCCUCAGCAUUACAAAUCAUACUAUCGGUUGUCUCAUUUUUAUUUCCGGUCUCCAUCUCAUAAAGACAAUAAGAAAUUCCAUGAUUUAAUGUUUGGUGAGCGGGGAUUAUUUGUUGGCCAAAGACCUUGUAACUUUUUCCAUGUAAGUUAAUAAUUUUUAUUUGUAAUAAAUUUCUAAAUUUUAAUAAAAUACUAUAAUUUAUGGCAUUUUAUAGGGCAUUUGGAGAAUUCCAUCAAGUGAAAUAGAUCGUCCUGGUUCUUUUGCAUAUCAUAUGAGUCGGUGUGUACAUUUAUUAUUAGAUUUCCUCAAGGAUACUGAAAAUUAUGAAAUGCUCCUUAAUUUAGCUAUACAGUUAAGGGUUAUACCUGAUCGAGAUAAGUAUGUUAUAAAUGUUAAUAUUCAAAUUUUCUCCAAACAAUUAACAUUAAUAUUUAAAUAUACAAUAAUUAUAAUUUAACAAUAACAAUUAUUGUGGUUUACAGAAAGUAUUUACGUGACAAUGAAAGAGAAGGCAUUGCGAAGGAAGCAUUGUUUCUUAGUAUUCAAAUAUUGAGAAAAUUAGAAUUAGAAACUGCUAAAACUAACAACCAUAGUAAAAAAGAACUUUUUCUUAUACAAGUUUGUAAAGUGUUCAAACGUGUAUAUAAGUGUUGGCAAAAAGACAAUAAUUUAUCGAAAUUAUUGUUGAAUGCUUAUCAAAAUGUCGUGGAUACAAAAGUAAGUUAAUUUAUUGGUAUACAAAAUGUUAAUCAUAUUGUUUAAGGUAUAAAGUGUAAGGGUAAAGAUUUGAAAAUAGAGUAAAAAUAAAAUUUAAACAACUCAUAAAUAUUAAAAAAAUCUACUUAAAAUCCUCUGAGAAAAUCAUUAAAUAAAAUAAAUAAAUACUCUGUUUAUACAGCAUGCAAUCUUAUUAAAACCAUUCAAUAACCUUGCUUAAAGUCAUUCCAUUAAACAUUAUUUAUUUUUUUUUUUUUAUGAAAAUAAAGUGUAGAAAUUAAAUGUAUUCAAUGUGUUUAGAUAUGAUGCCAUUAAGAAAUUUUUAUCUUAAUGGUAAUAAAUUUAAAAUGUUAAAUAACAUAAAUAGUAACAAAUAUUCAAGUUAUUAUAACAACUGAUUAAAAAAAACAAAAAUUGUACAAGGUUAUUGAGAGUUUUCAAUUGACCUAUAAAAACUGUAAACAUUAUAAUAUAUUGUUUACUAAAUUCUCUAUUUAUGUAUCAAUCAAAUUGACAAGGAUAUUCAUAUUAUACAAGAUUAUUUUAACUAAAUACUUAGAUACUCCGAUUGUAUCUCGAAUUUUGGAAUGCAUUUUUAAAACCUAGAAUAUGAUAGAUUCUACUCUACAUAAAUUAAAUUGUAUAGUAAAAUAUUUUGGAUUAUUAAGUAUUUGAUUAUUUUAACUUUUAAGCUUUUAUACAUCAAAAUGUAAGGAAACAAAUUGUAUGACACUUGAUUUUAUUUUAGUGUGGAAUAUAUAGUUAAUUGAAUUUUUUUCAGGAUGACGUUUCUAUUGAAGUAGUUAUAAAAUAUUGCCAAAAACUUAAACUUAGAGAAAAAGAAAUUGAAAAUAAAAUCAGUAUUGAAAAUAAAAACAGUGAUGGCAUUGAAAGCGGAAUUGAAAAUAAAAGCAGUUUUGAAAUUAUCAAAGACGUAAGUUUUACACUGAUACUUAGAAAAAUUAUUUCUUAAAAUAUUGCCAGGAUAGUUUAUACUUAUCUUUAUUUUAUAUUGUAUUUACUUCUGCAUAUUGCAUAUUGUGCAUAUUUGAUAUAUGCAUGAGAUAUAAUAAUAAUUUAUGCCUAAAUAUAAUAUAUUUUAAUACAGUCACCAAUGAAAUUCUUUGUUUUUUUAUAAUUAUACAAAUUUUUAAUAAUGAAAAAUUUGUUUUAAAAUUACACUUUUGAUAACUAAGCAUAUUUGAUUAAGCAUUAUUUGAGCAUUUAAACUUAUUAAUCACCAAAAAUGUUUGUUUUUGUUUAGAGCAAUUCAUAUGUUUUUGUACUUAUUAAUUAAAACUGAAACAAGUUUCAGCAUGACUAUGCCAUCUAUACUUAUUUUUAGUCAUUUAAAAAUUAUUUCUUUUAUUAUUUAUUGUGUCAAAAGUCAUGACUGUAGAGAAUAUGAGGAGAUCCAUUAAAUAUAGUAUUCAACCCAUUCUUAUGGUUAAAUUACAUAUAAUAUAUUCAAAUUUGGAUUUUUGGAAUUUUCAAAUACUUAGAUUUCUCACAGCAUUCAAGGAGUAUUCAGUGAGGGCACCAAAUAAGAAUCUAUAUUAUAAUAUUUUAUGAAACCACUGAAAUCAGUAGAUAACUACUCUCUACCAAAAAAUCCAUUUCUGAUUGUAAUUGGCCCACAUUUUCGUGUUUUUUCUUUUAUAUAACUUGUUUGAUAUAUUUUCUAAAUUAUUUAAUGAUUGAUUUUAUUUUUUUCAUUUUGAAUAAAAAAAUGUUCUUAUUACCUAAUUACCUACUCAUUGUGUUAAAUGAAUCCUGAAAAUAAGUAUAUAAACAAAUCUAAGUUAUUAUAUUAACUUAACUUCACCUUAAUUAUAUGUGAAAUUCAAAUUAAUAUAAUAUCUCAAAUAUUAUAUUAAUAAUAAUUUGAUGGGAGUUUCUUAAAAGAUUAUUUAUCACCAAUUACUAAAAAUCAAAAAUUAGAAAAAUUUGUAGCAUAAAUUGGUGAAAGUGACAUAUUUAAAUACAGAAAAUCAAGUUGGUAAUGUGCACUAAAAGAUAUCCAGGCGUCCUUUUAAAAUAUGAUUAAAUCAACAAUGAUUUGUUAAAAGACAUAUACCACAUUCAAUGCAUAUAUAUUUUGUGUGUAUGAGGUUGAAAAUCGAGUAAUUUUAUUGUUUUCCAUGAUAAACAUCAUUAAAAACGGUUUUGCUGUUUUUUUGUUUCCUGAAAAAAAAAUUGAAAUUUGAUAGACACCCUUUUAUCAAAAUACCGUCUAAUUAUAUUUAUUAUUAUUAAUUAUAUCUCAUCAUGCCUACUUCGAAAAAUAAUAUAAAUUGUAAUGAUUUGAAAAUGAGAUAUAAAUAUAACAUUAUAAAAUUUUACUAAAAUAUUAUUUAAAAAUUGAUUUUCUCCUAAUAUUUCCUUAAUAAUUAAAUGCAAUUAUAAUUUAUUCAUAAUUAUAUAUAAAAUAUAUUAAACAAAUUACAUAAAAAGAAUACUUGAAAAUGUGGGCUAGUUAUAAUCAUGAAUAGAUUUUUUUUUUUUAGAAACUUAUUCUGGGUGUUUUUAACAAUAUUUAAAUAUAAUAACAGUUAUUAUUUGUUUGUCAUGCUUUUCAUGUUUAAUAUUGAUUGCAUUUAAAUACAUUUCAGGACACAUUUCCACCAAUUCAGAAUACAAAUAAAUCAGAUACACCUAACAUAUCAACUCCUAUAUCAUUUGAAACACCGAAAAAAUGUUCGUCACAAGUCCCCCAUGCAUUACCCACGAACAAACAAGAAAUAUCUAAUCAAAUAAUGUCAAUGCUAGCCCCUUAUUCACAAUCUCCAUUAAUAUAUCCAUUGCCACUAGAAACAUGUAGUUAUGCUUACACAUUACAGCAAAAGUUACAAGCAACAAAACAAAAGUUAAAAGGAAGUAAUAAUAAACAAAAGACAGAAUUAAAACGGCCAACAAGUAAUAAAAUUGAUAAGGUGGACCCUAUUCGAUCUGUAACUUUCAAAACAAAAAAAUCUAUUUCAAAUAACAAAUUCACUAAUCUAGGUAACAACAAGGAAUUGAAAAUUAAAAGUCAAAAGUCUGCAGUGUCUACAAUUAAUGCAACUAAACAAGUAAAAAAUAAUCAAUUGGAACACAAUACAUUCUUACAAAAUUCAUUAAAUAAUUUAAAUGAAUUAAAAUUGAAUAAUAAUUUAAAUUCAGCCGUAGAAAAUAAGAAGUUACCUAAAAACUUAAGUAAUAAAUUCAAUGAAAUCUUUUCUACAGUACAAAAUUCUAAGCCUUUAAAAAAGUACUCUGAUAAAUCAAAAACGUCAGCAAUCAAAGUAUUGGGCAAUGGUAAUACUAAUAGCACAAAACCUAUUAUGAUGAAAAAGAUGAAUAUGGCACAUAAUACAAAAUCAGUGUACAUUGACCUAGAUUCUGCGGCUGAACAGGCACGUUUGAAAUCUAAAGUUUUCCAGAAUAAAAGUCCAGAAAACAAAGUUACUAUUCCCGUUUCAUUGAAUCCAGCAAUGUUGCUUUCCACUUGCCCUGGUUUGAGUAUAACACCAAUCCUAAGUUCAAAUGAUCAUAAUAUGCAACACAAGACAAUUGAGCCCUCAUUAUCUCACCAAAUUCAAAAUACUUCAACAUCAAAUAAUUUUAGUUUUGAACAACAAUUUCAACACCUUAGUAAUAGUUUAACUAUUACAAAAGCUGAAAAGAAUACCAAUAAUAAAAUAUAAUCUAUAACCUGUUUUAUAACAAGCUGUCUUGUUUCAUUUAUUUAUUUAUUUAUUUAUUUAUUUAUUUUUAUUAUUAUUAUUAUAAUCAAUUUGUAGUCACAUUAUUUUGCAUGUCUUAUUUUAAUUUAUAGUGUCUUUUCUAGUGUAAGUAAUAAUUUCGCUUUUGAUAAGCAUUUGUUAAUUUUCCUUACUAUACAAAACUAAUUAUAAGAUUAUUAUUUGAAACCAACUAAAUUAAUUGUAUUUUAUUUUUAUUUUUUUUAACGUAAUGCAAUUAUAAUUAUUUAAAUAGCAAUAUGAAAAUGUAUAUAUUUUUAAAAGAACUAAUUUAAUUGAAAACAAUUAGCAAUUCUUAAAUAUUGUGAUUCUUUGAGCACCUUCCAGUUAGACAUUUUAUUCUAGUUUUAUCUUAGUUUUAUCAUUUUUCUCCCAUAUUUUAUGUUAAAGAGUAUACAUUAAUUUACACUUUGGCCAUCUUCUGUUAAACAAGGAUUUUUGAGAGAUAAUAAAAUAAAACCAUUAUUUAUAUUUGUAAAGUAUAACAAUAUCAUAUUAUUAGUAUUAAUUUAUUGAGGUAGUACAAGUACUUCUAGUUGAUGGUAAGGAAUUCAUGACAUUAUAAACUAUACUGAUUGGACAUCUAUAUAAUUACAGAACUUCUAGUUUGUUUGCAUUAUAUAUUGCUAACAAAAAUGUUAACCAAAAAAUAUCUAAUUCGUGAAAUUUUUAACCAUUAACAUUCCUCUAGUGUCUAAUAAAAUUGAACUUUUACUAUUAAUGAUGUCUAUCAGUUUGUUCCAGUUACAUACACCAUAGAAUAUUUUAAACAAACAUUUUGCCACUAAAAAAUUAAAUGAACAGUUCAAACUAAAAUAAUAAUUUGUAUGAUUAAAUUUUAUGAAUAUUACUUGAAAUCUAGACCUCAGAUUUAAAUACAUUUGUAACUUUUAUUAUUUAAUGACUGCUCUACACAAGUGAUCAAAUACAUAUGCAAUGUUUCACCUCGUGGAGUAAGCGCCGUGUGACGACCUACCCAAGUAGGUAUUUUAACAAAAAUAUAAGUUUCAAGGUCGCCAACCUAUAGCCAAGUCCCCGGGGCCGGAGCAUAUAGGAUUUUGUGUAUUUCCCUAUUACAUGGUGUUCCAGGUCUCCUUUUAUAUGCUAUUUUUCUAGACUCGCGUAGUGGCGUGAUGUCGAAAGUGGCGCUGUUAUUGGCUGAUUGAGGAUGAGCUUUUUGAUCACGCCAAUGGAUGAUGUCUUACGUAAGCCGCGCGUGUACCUAUGGUCUGAAUCAACAUGAUAUAUUAUAAUAUUACUCGUAUUAUAAUGCUGAUUUAAAAUAUUUAGAAAAAUAGGUUAUAAUAUACACUGUACGUAACACAUUAUCAUAACAAUAAAAAAAACUAAGUUAUAUGAAGAAAAAUAAUAUGCAUAACAACUUCAACAGAGCGAGAAAGGGAGACACAAUAAAACAUUAUAUAUAAGAAUAGGUACAUGGGUAUACUUAUUUAACAACAACAUCGUAUCUUUAAUACAUUUUUCAACAACAUAAUACAUAAUAUAUCAAUUUAAUCAAACGGGAAAGAAACGUGGAUUAAUCGGAAAGUUUUGUGUCGACGGACGCGCUUACGAAUAUCUACCUAAAUGGCACUAUGGAUGAGGUUUUUUAACGUUUAUAGGUAUUCGACUCGGAGAGAAAUCGUUCUUUUUUAGCGGACACACGUGGAACUCGUGUUCAUCAAGAUAUAUUUAGUUUUUAAUCGGGAGACUUUCGCAGGAACAUAUGCUUGCCACACACAUGUAUUACGACUCAGGGUACGGGGGUUGUUCCAUGUUUAAGUCCGUGGCCCUACUGGUCACUUGCGGAGUUGUGAAUAAAGGGAUCAUGGAUCGUCGUACGCGUAAACAUUUAGAGAAAUACAUUUAUAUUAAUUGGCCUCGAGGACACCAUGACACGGCGAUACCCGAUUGAGCAAGAAAAAAUAAAUAAAUAUUGUGUACAACGUUGUCAGAUUUUCACUAGUACGUAUGUUGUGUAGAUUAUUAAUAGGUAACUAACAUAUUAGUCAAAAAUCAAUUUACAUAUUAGGCUAUCAAUCGAUGGGUACCCAGAAAGUUGAAAAUAACUGGAAUAGAUAGGAAACCAGAAUUUUAUCUAUAACGAUUGCACUAAAUUGUGAUUAGCUGUUAUUGUGUGUACCUACGCUGUAAAUAAGACUUGGUCACAGUCAGUCUGUUCUGUUGUCUAAUGCUCGUGUUCUUUCAAAAAUAGUAUGUAUUUUGCAAAUCUUAUAAUGGAAAAUAAUGAAAUACAAAUUAUUUUAUCCGAGAGAAAAUUGGCAAAUGUUUGAGCUUUCAAGCACAGGUUUAUUGGGUUGAGAAAAAUAGGCGAAUGGUUGAAAUGGCGAUGUAUAACAAGUGAUUAUAUAGUAACCUUUUUUAUUUAUUUUUUUUUUUUCAAAUAUAUUUGGUAUUUAGGAGAACAAAUUCUAAUUGUAAUAUAUACUAAACUAACUGACCCAGCAAACGCUAUCUUAAUAUGAAAUAAUAUGUCAUUAAAACCAAUAAAAGAUUUUUGUUUAUAAAUAUUUACGUUCAAAUAUAUUUUAUUUUUUUAAUAAUAAUAUUCUACGGUACAAAGUGGCAAGGUCGCACCAAUUUUCGUGCUCAAUCGUGUUGUUCUUUUAGGUUUUUAUUGUUUAAUUGCAACCAUGCUGAAUGGUUGUGAAAAAGAUCAAUCGUGCUCAAUCUGGUUCCAGCCACGUGAUAUAUACGAAUCGCAUACGUAGUAUGCAAAAUAAAAAAAAAAAGUUGCCGAAACAACAAAACGUUAGAGGAAACAUUUUACAGGGAAGUAUAUUAUUAUUAUUAAAUACUAUAUAAUAGAGUUUUUAACAUAACUAAUUGGCGGGGAAGGAAAAUAAAGAAACAAAUACACGGGGGGGAGGGGGGGAGAAAAUGGUGUUCUAUGUCAAAUACAUGACAACGUAGGUAUGAAAAUGCAACAACUUACAACUAAUAAUUUAUUUACUAACUAAAAAGGGAAACUAAUUAAUUAACGGGGACUUAACGGAGUUUGUCGACCAAUUAUUUAUAAAAAAGUAUACGUUACUCAGCGCGGAGCGUCGUCCGUGGCUAUCCGCCAUUACGGGACCGAUGUGAUUUCAACUGCUCAUGUUGGUGGCGUUGACGCGCACGUAAAAAACAAAAAAAAAGCUGACUCGUCCGGAUGACGGAGGAGACGAGAACGACCGAUCGACGACAGCUCGAGCUGGUGGCUCGCUGCGACGACGGUGAUCAUUUAUUGAGAUUUGAUUGGCCAACCAACCCCCCGGUCACCCGUUGCAAAGGUUUGCAGCACAUGGUGUGACACGUUUCGUGCGUAUACUGUUGCGUGAUUGCGGUGAGGAGUGGUGGGCCAACCGUUAGAUUUGGCGUGUACCGUUUGAAUCUUAAUAGUAGACAUCGUCUACUUUACGUGAGACGAUUUUCGAAACGUUACGCACAAUGUUCUUACUAUUAAAGUUUUUAUUCAGUAAAGUUUUUGCCAAUUGAUUUUUUUUUUUAAGAAAAAUUUAAUGCAGUAGGUAUUAUACAAAAAUAAAGUCAUUCUAUUAGGUUUUCAAAAAAAUAAGUCUCAGAUUUAACUUCUUGGCCUUAGUUGACAUGAGGUCAUUUUCAGUUCAAGAUAUAUAUCACCAUAUUGGAUAUUAGCUUUUAUUUCAUUGUUAUUAAAACAAUACAAUAUGAAUUAAUUAAUUAAUUAAUAUUUUUUAGGUCUUAAAUUAAUUUUUUUAGGAUUGUUACGUGCCCCCAUGCUUCCGUAGAUAAACACGGGUGAGUCCAUAAUAAUUGUCAAGACAACCUCGCGUACGGACCCGAAAGAUCCGAAUCAGGGACUGGAACCUUUACGAUUUCAAGAGUUCCGGUCUUGUGAUUUUUAAAAAGUUUCGGUCUUUUAAGGUUCCAAUCCCUGAUCCGAAUAGGAGUAUCCGAUAUAUGAUAUCAAAUUCAACAAACCAAAGGACCAUACUCGGUUCCUGGGGUUCAAUUUAAUUCGGAAGUUAAGUAUGAAAAACCAAAUUUUUUUAUUAUCACGUGCCCACACACAAAACAAUAAUAAUAAAGUAACGGACCGCUUAAUCUACCCUAUGAAAUAUGUACUCGGGGGCUCGAGUGUAAAAUAAUGAUUUAUAAAAUUAAUACAAUAUUUGUCGUUGAUUAUUCUAUUCGACAAUAAUGCUCAUUAGUCGGUGACCAGUACGUAGAUAAUUAAUUCCAGGAAAUAUGAUAAAACACCACUACGAACGGAAGAAUAUUAGAUCGUAAUGCAAUUAUGAACAACGGGUUGCGAGAGCACACAAUCAUGUAUAACGUCGCCCGAAUCAUUAUCAAACUACACAUGUUGUUAUAAGAAUAUUUUUGGACUUGUAAUAUUUGUGUCAACAAAAAUUAUUGGACUGGUGUUUUUUCGUUACGAAAUAUUAAUUAAUAUUCAGAGUCGAUUCUAAUUAAUGUAUGUACCUAUACUCUGUUCUCCUACAUUCAGCACAUUACAGGAUAUUAUUCAAAUCUGAGCACUAUGAAUAACUAUUAUUGUUGGCGCCGGAGAAUGACGCCGCCACCGACCGGUUCACACACGCACGCACACAUUUUGUCGUUAAAAAUUAAUAACUGUUUUUAUUUAGCUUAUUUGCAUGAUCUUAUGCAACGUCGCCUUAUCGCCGGCCGCCGUCUGACCGAGCGGUAGACGUACGGCCGUCCGCCUCUCUCGCUCUCCGUUAUCGUCCGCCGUGCUAACACAAUACCGUUGUGGGUACGUUUUCUGGUUUUACCAUAUUUCGUUACUUUUUGUUUAUAUAUUUUAAUUCGCCUUAUUCCUUAUUUCGCGUGGCGCGAAUCGCCACGGAAUAUUGAGCAGCGCGCGCUAAUCGCCGCUAAUAUUGGGUGUUUUGAUUUAUAUUCAGUUUUUUUUUUGUGGUCUAAGAGCCGAUAUUUGUAUUUAGGUUAUUGUUUUUUAUAUUUAGGUUUAGGUGGCGGAGCAGCUGGCCAGUUACUCUCCGCGUAACGGUGAGUUUUAUAAUUUGUUAUUAUUAUUAUUGGUGUUUACCCUAUUUUUUUUCCGUGUUGCUGUGAUUUUCCAUAUUAUUUAUUACUAUUGUUAUUAUUAUUAUUAUUUUUAUUGUUAUUAUUAUAUUCGUUAAAUUUAUUAUUACAUUAUUGGGCCAGAAGGGCCGCAUUAAUCAUAUUGAUAUUGUUUGAAGUACACAGCAACCAUAGUUACCCUAUUUAUUAUUAUUUAUUUGUCUUAGUUACCCCUUUUCAAUGUUGUUACCAUUUUUAAUAAUUUUAACUUCCCACACAAACACACACAAAACAUAAACACGUUCGCACAUCGUCACACACUAGCCUCGCAGGGUUUGCUCGGCGAACCUGUCCACUCCCUGUUGAGUGCUACACACACCUUCACAAAGCUGGUCGGUCGGUAUAUGGCUAUUUAGGUACCGGACACGCGACCUAUUAUUGUUCGCUCCCGGCUCCAACAUUUUGGUGACCAUACCUCGACGUGAUCUAUAUAUAUAUAUAUAUAUAUAUAUUAGCAACAGAUUAAAAUAGUCCGAGCCGGCUGGAGGUCAAGGUGAUAAUUAAGAUUGGUGUUGUGAAUCGUCGCAAUCGGUGAUAUUUAUACGUUUACUUGGUGGAUAAAUUCGUAGUUAGAGUAGCAUAAUGUCUCUAGACUCCGGUACACAGAAGGUGUUAUCAGAUCUCAAGCGCAAGCGCGGUGUGGUGAAGACCGCUCUCACACGUACGCGAACCUUCGUGGAUAAGUUCGAUCCAUCGGUGCAGGCGAUUUCGUUAUUAAAAUUCAGGCAGGAGGAGCUGCCUCGGAUCAAUAAAAAAUUCGAUGAUAUACAAGCGGAGAUAGAGUUGCUGUGCGUUGAUGAACUGGAAGAUGCGGAACGCGAAAGGGGUGACUUCGAAAGGAUGUAUUUUGCUGUACGGUCACAAAUACAGGAAAUCGUCAACGAUAGGAAGCGCUCGGAAUCAUCGGGUUUGGAUACUUCUCCGCUUUCAUCACGUGCACCUGCCCGCGCGCGACUGGCGCCGAUUUAUUUGCCUAAGUUUAACGGUAACAUGCAGGAUUGGGAAGCAUUUUUUGAUCGCUUUAAUGUCAUGGUUCAUCAUGAAGAUUACUACUCCACAGCUCAGAAGUUUUAUUAUCUCCGUUCUACGCUGGGUGGUCAGACGUUGGAUCUGGUUAAGUCCUUACCGAUGUCUGAUGCGAAUUAUGAAAUUGCUAUCAAGAAACUUCAAGCACGAUAUGACAACAGGGAUCUAGUGGUACAGUCGCACAUCCGAGAGAUCCUUAAUAGUCCAAAAAUCAUGUCACCAUCGGCUCAAGAGUUAUUAGAACUUCACUCUCAUGUAUCCUCGCAUGUCGCUGCGCUAGAAGUGCUAGGCUUACCUACAGAGCAUUGGGAUGCAUUGCUGUCUACAAUCAUAAUUGAGCGAUUAGAUAAAUCAACGAGUCAAGAGUGGCAGCUGCGUCGGACAGGUACUAAAUUAACUAAGUACAUACAGUUUAUGGAGUUUGUAUCAAGAUACAGUAUCGCAUUAGAAGGGGCUGAAGCACUCGCAUCUAGAGAAGAUCAAGUUAAAGAUGUCAACGUUGGAAAAGAGGCGAUUGGAAAGAAGUUCUCGCUCAGGGCUCCAUUGAGAGGGUGCCCUCGUAGUGGCUUCCGAGGUGAUUGA
Molecule: messenger RNA, 28306 nt
Organism: Cinara cedri
Lineage: Eukaryota; Metazoa; Arthropoda; Insecta; Hemiptera; Aphididae
Source: the annotation of a GenBank genome assembly